CCGCAACCCAAGUCCAUCAAAGAAUGUCGAACUCAGUCCUCACUGUCCUCGGCAUCCUCGACAGCGACAUCAAAAACAGACAAUUCCCGGCCCGGCUCAAAAGGCCCCAACGCCGGUCCGCAGAAACCAAUAAUUUUCGUCAACUCCAAACUGUACAUGGACACAAGAACUGCGCAGUCCCCGUCUUUGGGCUCCGUGGACAACACCCCAUCGCCGCUAUCAGUGCCUCAUUCGGCUGUCUCUACUCCAACCAGCAGCUACAGGUACGGCGCCUACACGCCAAGAAAAACUCCAGGGAGUGUGAUGAACUCUUUUUCCUC
Messenger RNA from Lymnaea stagnalis (great pond snail), 320 nucleotides. NCBI's taxonomy places the organism in Eukaryota, Metazoa, Mollusca, Gastropoda, Lymnaeidae. The record is from the annotation of a GenBank genome assembly.